Messenger RNA from Girardinichthys multiradiatus, 2435 nucleotides. RefSeq names its product OX-2 membrane glycoprotein-like. NCBI's taxonomy places the organism in Eukaryota, Metazoa, Chordata, Actinopteri, Cyprinodontiformes, Goodeidae. The record is from RefSeq and is a predicted model, not a curated record. Gene Ontology annotation, molecular function: cell-cell adhesion mediator activity. The coding region runs from base 331 to 1440 and encodes 369 amino acids. The transcript is spliced from 8 exons.
UCUGUGUUUGAUUGACAUCAGGAGAUCAGCUCCCAGUAUCCAAAUCCCAGUUAAAUGAGUGAACCAGCAACUCCGUCUCUUCAUUUCAACACAAACACAGAGCGGAGAGCAUCUCGGAGUUGUUGUCUUACCGACUACUAGUUGCUUUCACAAGAUUAACGUGGAGGCUGUCAUCAUCUGGCUUCUCAUUACAGGACGUGGUGGUUUCAUAAGGUGCUGCUAAAAUGUGGAGAUCAGAAACUGCAGCUCACUAAGCCACAGAACUGGACAUCUGACAGAGCUGCAGAAUAGAUGUGAAACUGACUGGGUCGGGCUUUUUUAGCUGGUGCGAUGCGUGGACCGGCCCUCCCCCUGUGUCUGCUGCUGUGGAUUCUAGGAGCAACGACACAAGUAUCAGGUAAGGUUGCAGCUCUUGCCAGUCUGACUGCAGAGGCGGGACGUCCCAUCAUUCUUCACUGCAACAUCACCACAGUAGAGGGUGAGAUCGUCCGCCAGGUGCGUUGGCUAGACAGUCGCUCCAAGUUGCUCCUGGCGUAUUCACAAACCACGCCGGUUAGCAUCAGCCACCAGGAAGCCAACGUGAAGCUUGCGGCGGCCCACAGCGACUCCAGCCACAUCACCAUCAAGAGGGUGCGGCCGGACGACGACGGCUGCUACCGCUGCGUCUUUGAUGUCUUCCCCAGCGGGCAGCAGGAGAGCUCCACAUGUGUCAGCGUCACUGGUAAAGUGCACCUGGAGGGGAACAGGACGGCCAUAAGUGGGAGGCCCGUCACCCUGACCUGCUGGUACAGCCUCGCCGAGCGGGUUCGCCAGGUGCUGUGGAGAAAGACGGCCGAGCAGGGCGACACCACCACAGUCGCCUCGUUCGCCAAGCACAGCCCUGUCACUGAGAAACAGUUCAAGGGUCGGGUCAAGCUGAGUCCCACACUGGGGGAAACCAAGCUGACCAUUGAGAAGGUCCGAACAGAGGAUGAGGCGUGCUACACCUGCGAGUUCCACACCUUCCCAGAUGGCACCAGAAGUGCCACCGCCUGCCUCUCCGUUUAUGUGUUGCCAAAACCAGAGGUGAGCCACGUGACGACAGCCUCCGGAGUGACGGAGGCAAACUGCACCGCCCAGUCGAGGCCUCCGGCGGACAUCCUGUGGGACACUGGGAAUGAUAACAGAACACUGGGUCCACCCAUCGUAUCGAUUUACGAUCAGGGCGACGGCACGACGGUAGUGACGAGCACGCUGUUCUUUGAGUCUGCGCUGACCAGUGAGCAGACGGUCAAAUGCGUCGUGCGGCACCAGGGUUUGGAGAAAGCUCUCACGCUGCCCCUCAACACAGACGUGCAUCCAGCCAAGAUCAUCCUCCUUUCUGUGUGCGGUGUUGCAGCGGUCCUACUCCUGAGUCUGUGUGCAUGUCUCUGCAAGUGCUUCAUCUGUACUGAUGACUGAUUUGGAGUCCAGCGUCCCCGCCGCUUUGAAAUUGUAGCGGAGUUCUGAGCCUGACCCAGCUGCUCAGAACCAUGCAGAGAAAAAGCUGCUUGUUCUGCUUCUAUGAACUGGAAAUGCAACGCUGGAGCAGACGGAGCAUUCUACAAAGUAAAACAAACAAACAUUAUUUAUUUUUGCAAAUGAUCUGUCCUCACAACGAACUGCUGGGAAGUUGACCUAUUCAGUCACCUCAAAUGUUUUAUGCUUUGGUUUCACUUCAUUCAAUUCCUCUUUGUACUUGUAUGAAACAUCUGUCUUCUGAAAUAUGUUGUUGUAGCUGUAUAAUGUUCAGAUUAAUCUGAUGGUUACUUCAUAAGCUAAUGACCCCACUGCCCUAAUUCUUCAUUAUGGAGAAAUGUUUGAAGAAAAACACUAGGAGACCACAGAAAUAUUCAGCUGUGUUCUAACUUUAGCCAUGUUUAGUCUCCUGACUGGAUAAUUACAUCUCAGAUCCACAACUGUUCAUUGUCCCUCCUGCCUGGUUGCUGCGGGACACCAAGAUCACCACUGAAGAGUGUUUCUUGACACAGACGCUUCUAUUAGUGGUUGUUGGAGACGCAUGCUGGCUAGAAGACGACCAGUUUUGAACUUGCAAGUAACGGGAAAGCCAAAAACAGACAGAGGAAUGAGUGUGCUGAAUAUGACUUUUUGUUUAACCCGCCCUCUAUGAAUCUUUCUGUUAUGAAUCACUGUUUCUACAGGUGUGAGACAGACAGGAAGCGGCUUUCUUUCCACGUACACGCAUGCUUUUAAAGGAAGUCUCUGUCUGUAUGUUUCCGAGUCAGAGAGCUGUAGGUAGCAGUCUUGAUUUGAAGUCUGUUAAUCAAAUUAAAGCUGUAACAUUUGUAGAUGUAUUGAGAAAAAUCUAUUCUAACAAUUAUUUUUAUAUGGUGACAUUUACAUGAUUAAAUAUGACUAUGGAGCUCUAAAUAAAGCAAUAUUGUGUGGCUGUUUCA